AGUGUGACCAGUGACAUGAUUUGAGGUCUUAAGCAACAUGGGAAGAGAAGACUGAAGUUCCAUCAUGAUCGGAGGCUUAUUCAUCUAUAAUCACAAAGGAGAGGUUUUAAUCUCUCGAGUCUACCGGGAUGACAUUGGGCGGAAUGCCGUCGACGCCUUCCGCGUCAAUGUCAUCCACGCACGGCAGCAGGUACGCUCGCCUGUCACCAACAUCGCCCGCACAAGUUUCUUCCAUGUCAAGCGUUCCAACAUCUGGCUGGCUGCUGUCACCAAGCAGAAUGUCAACGCUGCCAUGGUAUUCGAGUUUCUUUACAAGAUGUGUGACGUGAUGACUGCCUACUUCGGGAAGAUCAGUGAGGAGAACAUAAAGAACAACUUUGUGCUGAUCUAUGAGCUACUGGAUGAAAUCCUGGAUUUUGGCUAUCCUCAGAACUCUGAAACAGGGGCCCUGAAGACCUUCAUCACUCAGCAAGGCAUCAAGAGUCAGACUAAGGAGGAGCAGUCCCAGAUCACCAGCCAGGUGACUGGACAGAUUGGAUGGAGACGUGAAGGGAUCAAAUAUCGUCGCAAUGAACUCUUUCUUGAUGUGCUGGAGAGUGUGAAUCUCUUGAUGUCCCCCCAGGGUCAGGUUUUGAGUGCCCAUGUCUCUGGCAGAGUGGUGAUGAAGAGUUAUCUGAGUGGAAUGCCAGAGUGCAAGUUUGGCAUGAAUGACAAGAUUGUCAUUGAAAAACAGGGCAAAGGGACGGCGGAUGAAACGGGGAAAAGCGGCAAACAGUCAAUCGCCAUUGACGACUGCACUUUCCACCAGUGUGUGAGGCUCAGCAAGUUUGAUUCAGAGAGGAGCAUCAGCUUCAUUCCACCAGAUGGAGAAUUUGAGCUCAUGAGAUACCGAACCACUAAGGACAUUAUCCUUCCCUUCCGUGUGAUUCCUCUGGUGCGGGAGGUGGGUCGGACCAAGCUGGAAGUGAAGGUGGUGAUCAAAUCAAAUUUCAAACCUUCCUUGCUGGCCCAGAAGAUAGAGGUCCGGAUCCCAACACCCCUCAAUACCAGUGGAGUGCAAGUCAUCUGUAUGAAAGGGAAGGCAAAGUACAAGGCCAGUGAGAAUGCCAUCGUCUGGAAGAUAAAACGUAUGGCUGGAAUGAAGGAAUCCCAGAUCAGUGCGGAGAUUGAAUUGUUGCCCACCAAUGACAAGAAGAAGUGGGCUCGGCCCCCAAUCUCCAUGAACUUUGAGGUCCCGUUUGCGCCCUCUGGGCUGAAGGUGCGCUACCUGAAAGUCUUUGAGCCAAAGCUGAACUACAGUGACCAUGAUGUGAUAAAAUGGGUGAGGUACAUCGGCAGGAGCGGGAUCUAUGAGACCAGAUGCUAGCCCCAGCAGGCUGGCGGGCUCCCUCUUCUCCAAGCCAUCCUCCACCUCUCCUCAGUCUUCAAGUACAUUCAGAGAAAACAUCUGCCUGGCCCCUCUACGCAGAUUGAAAGCCCUUGUGGCUCACCUUGGGAGCAGGCUUGCCUGCCUACGCUCAGUUACCACCCAUGCUGCAGCUGAAGUUCAGAACCCAGUCGCGCGCAGGGGUGCGGUCAGCUUCCUGCUCCCCAUCCCAGGGUGGGGAAGGGCUAGUCUAACUCCCAUCCUCUCGUGAUCUUUCUAGGGAACGUCCACCAUUAAACUCCUCCUCUUCUGUUGGUGUCUCACUA
Messenger RNA from Egretta garzetta (little egret), 1692 nucleotides. RefSeq names its product adaptor related protein complex 2 subunit mu 1 (gene AP2M1). Gene Ontology annotation, molecular function: clathrin-cargo adaptor activity. Gene Ontology annotation, biological process: intracellular protein transport; clathrin-dependent endocytosis. The record is from RefSeq and is a predicted model, not a curated record. The transcript has 11 exons. The coding region runs from base 65 to 1366 and encodes 433 amino acids. Lineage: Eukaryota; Metazoa; Chordata; Aves; Pelecaniformes; Ardeidae. Gene Ontology annotation, cellular component: cytoplasmic vesicle; AP-2 adaptor complex.